Penicillium brevicompactum is the source of this 3096-nucleotide messenger RNA. RefSeq names its product exosome catalytic subunit DIS3. The transcript is spliced from 2 exons. Gene Ontology annotation, cellular component: cytoplasmic exosome (RNase complex); nuclear exosome (RNase complex). The record is from RefSeq and is a predicted model, not a curated record. Gene Ontology annotation, molecular function: 3'-5'-RNA exonuclease activity; endonuclease activity; RNA binding. The coding region runs from base 1 to 3096 and encodes 1031 amino acids. Gene Ontology annotation, biological process: rRNA catabolic process. Lineage: Eukaryota; Fungi; Ascomycota; Eurotiomycetes; Eurotiales; Aspergillaceae.
AUGAAGAGUCUAAGGCGAGACCUGUCUUCCAACCCACAGGCGGCUAAUGUCACCAGCAAGGUCUUCGUCCGCUCCACGAAAAGUGGAAAGGUGCAAAAGAUUGUCCGCGAGCUCUACUUGAGAGAAGACAUCCCAUGUUCUUCUAGGCUCUGCUCGCAAUGUCCCACCAUUGCGCCCGCCGAUGCCAAUGGAAACAUCGCGCCGUUCGUCCUAUCUGAUCGCCCCGCCGGUACAAAGGCAUUCCCCAGCGGCCAUUACCUGGUCCCCGAUACAAAUGCGCUAUUGAAUGGAAUGGAUCUCUUCGAGCACACCGGUGCCUUCUAUGAUGUCAUUGUCCUCCAGACCGUCCUCGAGGAGCUCAGAAACCGAUCGCUCCCCCUCUACAAUCGUCUUCUCGCUCUGAUCAAGUCGGAUGAGAAACGCUACUACUUGUUCUUCAAUGAGUUCCGCCGUGAAACACACGUUCGGAGAGGUCCCGAAGAAACCAUUAAUGACCGGAACGAUCGUGCUGUGCGUCUGGUCGCAAGCUGGUAUGGAUCUCACCUGCAACAAUCGAUCAAAAAGGGAAAGAAAGAGAAGUCGGUUCCCGCAAUUGUGGUCAUCACUGAUGACAAGGAGAACCGACGGAAAGCCAAAGAUGAAGAAAUCACAGCUCUUUCCCUAUCCGACUACGUCUCUGGUUUAGAGGGAUCAGAAAUGCUAUUGGACAUGAUCAGCGAGUCUAAGGAUGCGCGCGAGGCCAAAGAGACAGCUCGUGGCGACCUGUUCUACCCCGAAUACUUUUCCAUGUCCAAGCUCACAACUGGUUUGCGAGCUGGGACAUUGCACCAAGGUGUAUUCAAUGUGUCACCCUAUAACUAUUUGGAAGGCUCCGUCAAAACCUCGGCUUUCGACAAGCCUCUUCUUAUCUUGGGACGGGAUAACAGUAACCGUGCUAUCGCCGGUGACUCUGUCGUCGUUGAAAUCUUGCCCAAGGAGCAGUGGAAGACCCCCUCAACGAAGAUUGUGGAUGAGGAGGCUGUGACUCGCAAUGAUAAUCCUGACAGCGAGGAAACCGAAGCAGUGGUGAACGACAGAGAACGCAAGGCUCUCCAGGAAGAAGUGAAGAAGGCCCAUGGCAAGAACUCAGAAGGAAAGCCCCAACCCACCGCAAAGGUCGUUGGUGUCAUCAAGCGUAGCUGGCGCCAAUAUGUCGGCCAUGUUGAUGAGAGCUCUGCCGGCUCACAAUCCUCGGGCCGGCGACAGCAAAAUGUGUUCUUGUUGCCCAUGGACAAGCGCAUUCCCAAAAUCAGACUGCGCACCAGACAGGCGAGCGAUCUGCUCGGCCAGCGUAUUCUUGUCACUAUCGACUCCUGGGAUCGGGAUUCAAGGUACCCCACUGGUCACUUCAUCCGAUCCCUGGGAGAACUGGAAACCAAGGGUGCUGAAACUGAGGCUCUUCUUCUUGAGUACGAUGUUCAAUAUAAGCCGUUCCCCAAGUCUGUGCUGGACUGUCUUCCAGCCGAAGGACACGAUUGGAAAGUACCGGCCUCCAAGGAAGAUAAGGGAUGGAACGGCCGGAAGGAUCUCCGCGACUUGCUCAUCUGCAGUAUCGAUCCUCCUGGCUGUCAGGAUAUUGAUGAUGCGCUGCAUGCUCGACGACUGCCCAACGGAAAUUUCGAAGUUGGUGUCCACAUUGCAGACGUGUCUCAUUUCGUGAAGCCGAACAACCCAAUGGAUACCGAGGCCAGCGUUCGCGGAACCACUGUCUACCUCGUUGACAAGCGUAUCGAUAUGCUUCCGCACCUUCUCGGUACCGACCUGUGCUCGCUAAAACCUUACGUUGAGAGAUAUGCUUUCUCUGUUCUUUGGGAGAUGACCCCCGAAGCUGAGAUUGUGUCUUCCGACUUCACAAAGUCCGUCAUCCGCUCUCGGGAGGCGUUCAGUUACGAGCAAGCCCAAUUGCGCAUCGAUGAUAAGUCAGCACAGGAUGAGUUGACUGACAGUAUGCGCAACCUUUUGAAGUUCUCCAAGGUCCUUCGCCAGAAGCGUAUGGAUGCUGGUGCUUUGAACCUUGCUUCUCCAGAAGUCCGCAUCGAGACUGGAGACGACGAGGGUGGUGAUCCUUUAACAGAUGUCAAGACCAAGGCGAUGCUUGACACCAACAGUUUGGUCGAAGAGUUCAUGCUUCUCGCCAACAUCACUGUCGGCACCAAGAUUUUCGAAUCCUUCUCGCAGACAGCGUUGUUGCGUCGCCACGCCACGCCACCACCGCAAAACUUCGAGGACCUCAGCAACCAACUGUCCAAGAAGCGGAACAUGGAGAUCGAUGUCUCAAGCUCCAGGGCUCUGGCUGACUCUUUGGACCGCUGUGUGGAUCCCAAAAACCCAUUCUUCAACACUCUGGUCCGUAUCCUGGCAACCCGCUGUAUGACCUCUGCCGAGUACUUCUGCGCGGGUGCCUUUGCCGAAUCUGAAUUCCGUCACUACGGUCUUGCCUCACCCAUCUACACUCACUUCACAUCUCCCAUUCGACGAUAUGCCGAUCUGAUGGUCCACCGUCAAUUGGCUUCCGCGAUUGGCUACGAAGGCGAAGACGGACACGCUGUCAUCGAGGGUGUCUGCACCCGCAACAAGCUCGAAGACAUCUGCCGCAACAUCAACGUGCGCCACCGCAAUGCGCAAUUCGCUGGCCGUGCUAGUAUCGAGUACUACGUGGGCCAGGCUCUCAAGGCCCGUGGCGAGAAGAUGGCUGCUGACGGUGUCGAUGCAGGCAUCGAAGAGGAAGGAUAUGUGAUGCGUGUAUUCGAGAACGGAGUCGUUAUCUUCGUCCCUCGCUUCGGUAUCGAAGGUGUUGUUCGCCUGGAAGACUUCGUGCUGCCCGGUGAAUCUGGAGCACGCUCCGUUGCCGAGCGCCGCGAGCUGGUCCCUCACCGAACUACAGACUUUGACAGCGAAGAGUAUACGCUUCGUGUGGAAGAGAAGAACAACGCGGAUAAGGCACGGAGUGUGACAGUGGAACUUUUCCAGCGGGUUCGUGUCAAUGUCAGCUCCGUCAAGGAAGAAGGCCGUGGAGCCGGCAAGCGCAGAGUCCGGAUUUUGAUCAUCGAGGCAUGA